Messenger RNA from Oryzias melastigma (Indian medaka), 2720 nucleotides. RefSeq names its product kelch-like protein 20. Gene Ontology annotation, molecular function: protein binding. The record is from RefSeq and is a predicted model, not a curated record. Bases 52 to 2085 code for a protein of 677 amino acids. Lineage: Eukaryota; Metazoa; Chordata; Actinopteri; Beloniformes; Adrianichthyidae. The transcript has 12 exons.
UGCCGCUACUGACACAGAAGCGGACCAAUCAAUUGAAGGCGUUGUGUACAUAUGGCGGGGCUUCCAGUGAGAGGCGUUCAACUGUCGACUGAAAAUUUGUGUGUACUGUAUGUGGGAGAGUGGUCGCUCUGUGGCAGUCACGACUAUGUUUUGGAGGACUCCCUAGCAGUGUCAGAAAUGGCUGAAGUGAACUCUGUCAGCGCUGGUUUGCUCCUGCCUUCCACCAUGAACGCCAUAUUCCAGGUCCAGGAGGAAGCCUGCGCCUCUGCUGCUGCUUCUGCUGCUGCUGCUGGUGGUGGUGGUACCGCCGCCUCUGCGGCUCCUCCAGCCUCUCAAAGCAGCGAGGACUACUUGUUCGUGGAGACCAGGCACCCCAACACAGUCCUGCAGGGCCUCAACAGUCUGCGACUCAACAACGCCUUCUGCGACGUGACCCUCUGCUGUGGGGGCCAGGAGUUCCCCUGCCAUCGCAUCGUGCUGGCCUCUUUCAGCUCCUACUUCCAAGCCAUGUUCUCAGCUGAUCUGAUAGAGUCCAAGCAGGAGCGUGUUGCCAUCAAUGGUGUGGAACCACAGAUGAUUGGCAUGCUGGUGAGCUACGCGUACACCUCUGAGGUCUACAUCUCCAAAGCAAACGUGCAGGCGCUGCUUGCAGCGGCCAACCUGCUGGAUGUGAUGGCUGUCCGAGAGGCCUGUUGUCGCUUCAUGGAGCGUCAGAUGGAUGAGAUGAACUGUGUGGGGAUUCACUGCUUCGCUGAGGCUCAUUCUUGUAAAGUGCUAGAGAAACGCAGCAUGGACUACAUCCUGGAGCAUUUCACUACUGUUUGUCAACAGGAGGAGUUUUUAUCUUUGUGUGUAGAUAAACUGACAGAAAUCAUUUCCAGUGACCUUCUCAAUGUGCCUAAAGAGGAAAUGGUGUUUGAAGCCGUCAUGUUGUGGUUGAAUAAAUGUCCGUCUCGCAGGCACAGCUUUGAAAAGGUGCUCGAGCACAUUCAUCUGCCUCUCAUCAGUCCUUACUACCUCCACGAUGUGAUUGAGUCUUUGGACGUGGUGAAAGAAAGCCAGGCCUGCCAGAAGCUCAUCUCUGAGGCUAAGGACUACCUACUGCUCAAAGACCGUCGUGGAGAACUCUACUGCUCCCGUGCCAGGCCUCGCAGGUCCACAGGGACAGCUGAAGUUAUAGUGACGGUUGGCGGGGAGGAUGACAAGGUGGUGCUGCGCAGCGUCGAGAGCUUCGACCCUGUGACAAACCAGUGGAAGAAUCUAGCGUGCCUGCCUUUCGCCGUGAGCAAACACGGACUGGUCGUGUCAGAUUCGACUCUGUACCUGGCAGGAGGAGAGUUUCCUGACGGCUCGGCGAGCAGAGAGAUGUGGCGCUACGACCCCUGCUUCGACUCCUGGAUGGAGAUGGCCCCCAUGAAUGUAGCUCGCUCUGAGCUGGGUUUGCUGAUGCUGGAUGGCUUCGUGUAUGCUGUUGGCGGGUGGGAGGGCCGCUCCCGCCUGGACUCUGUAGAAUGCUACAAUCCUCACACAAACUCCUGGCAGUUUACAGAGUCCGUGAAGAUGGCCGUCACAAGCCCUGCAGUGGUAGCACUAGAUGGCCUUCUGUAUGUUACAGGUGGAGCAGUUCUCGAGGAUGGUGAUGGCACUGACCUCGCACAAGUUUACAACCCUAAAACUGCAACAUGGACAGAGGUCGCCCCAAUGCAGAUCGCUCGCUCAGGUUCAGCUGCCUGCACACUGAAAGGAAAGAUCUAUGUCAUAGGUGGAUGGCACGCUUCGACCGAGAACACAGACAAGGUUGAGUGUUACAAUCCCAAAACCAAUCAGUGGACUAUGUGUGCCCCCAUGAAGGAAAGGCGGUACAGGCCUGGUGCUGCUGUAGUUGAUGGCAAGAUUUAUGUCCUAGGAGGUGAAGAGGGCUGGGACAGAUAUCACGACACCAUCGAGAGGUACUGUGAUGAAACUGACACUUGGGAGAUUGUCGGGGAGAUGCCCACCAGCCGAAGCUGGCUCAGCUGCGUGUCUCUCCAGCUUAGGAAGGAUAUCCCUGUAAACAGUUGCCCUGACUCACCGAACGACAGCUGAAGCACCACGUCAGCAGGAAGUCUGAUGGGGUUUAAUAACAAUUGCACAAUCCUCGGAGGCCGCGCGCUGCGGAGCUCAGAGAUUUGGAGGCCUUCGAACUUGAGAAGCCUGAAAGGGGCACAGAGCUGUGAGGAUCAGUUCCAUUCAGUGACAGCUUCUGGAGUAAGUCUAGUUUACUCGAGUUUCUUAACUUGGGAUGGAAGUUAAAAUAAAAGUUUUAACCUAGAGGAUCUUGAGUUACUAUGACCCACUUUCUAUUCAGGAGUAUGUCUUUACCCUGUGUGUGUGGGGGAUAUUUUAGUGUCCAAGCAACACAAUCUAAGGAAUCUCUCAGCCAAUACAAUGUAUUUUUGUAUUGUUAUGUGGUGUAUUUAUUUGGGGGUUGACUGUCAGAGUAACCUGUUGUACAUAGUAAACAUGUUGUAACGCAAGCUCUGUUGAACACAACAUCUUAUGGAGAUUACCUGUGGUUAAAAAUGUGCACUUGUGAACAGUCGUCUGUAGUUGGAUCAUUUAAGAUCUAAAUGUUUGUCUUUUUCAAUAUUUGUUUUAUUAAAUAUAUUUUUGUAAUGUGGUUUGAGUCCAUUAUAGUGAAUUGUAAGUAAAGCUGUGUUGUAAUAAAAAUAUAUAUAUCU